UUUCAAUAAUUAUAAGGCGUUAUCACCCUUACGUUCUAGAUUUCGAUGGAUCCAGGUGUUUCCCAGUUAGCGAUUGAAUGCCAACAUAUAAGUAAUGUGACGAAAGAACUCGAGUUUCUCUCACUAUUGUUCACACACGCUACAUCUUACAAUAGUAUGGAAUUCAAUAAUUUAAAUAGCAAUGUGCCUGAAACAAGCGGCAUGAAAACAUUCUUUAAGAUUUUAAGUCGUAUAUGCAGGGAUUGUGGAGGCAUUUGGACAGUAAACGAAGAUUUGGACUGGUUGGUAUUCUACUUAUUUGCUCGUUGCUAUGGGUGGAGCGACAUUGAUUUAAAUGAUGUGCGAUCCCAGAUGCUGGCACCAUCAACGGGACAUAGGUAUAGAAACGUGUCAAAAGAUGAAGAGCUGAGAAUGAAAGAUAAAGUCAUCCAAAUCACCACGGAGCUAAUUUAUUUGAUAAGAAGUCUUCCCCUUUCUCUGGCUGGUUUAAAAAUGCUCAUCAGUUCUAUGAAUUUAGCUCGUGGAAUGCAUCAUACUCGAAAGCAAAUAGCGUUACAUGCUAUCGAUUGGCUGACGUUUGGAUUACAAACGGAUGGUGGAGGUGUGAAGGCAACUACAAGUCCUAGAUUCACUCAGAAAAUUUCUACAACACAGCCAUUUCUACCAGAAGAUUCAACUCCAGAAAGCAUGUUUAUGACGGUAAAAGAUCUUAUUUGGAAUUGUUGUACCGAUAAUAAUCGUAGUAUCCGAAUGGGGACUUUGGGACCAUUAUAUAUCCUGUUUGGACAACUUUCGACAAAUACUAUUAUACGAUUGAUCAAGCUAUCAGUUGAGAUAUUGGAGAAACCAGAAGUCUGUGCUAGUGAAGUAACUGAAGGUGUCAUAGAUAUACUUAAUGUUUUGCUGAGAAGGUUGGUGCCCAGUGAGCAACUAUGUAAUUCAAGGACAUCGUUAUCUGGAAACACACUAAUGUCAAAAACGAAUCUUUCUGCCUAUAAAUUUUCAGCGGAGUACGUUCAGAAUCAGUUGUUUCCAAGACUGAGUAAGAUGAUUGCCAACUUGUUUCAGAGUAAUCACUUCAAUGUACGCAAAGCUGCAGUCAGAGUUUAUCUAACCUGCCUCAGUCGAUGUCCGAAUGAAACAUUUAAAGAAGUUCUUCUUCAAACUGUAAAUGAUUUAUGCAUGAACGCGGAUAAGCAAUCUGAAAGCUACCAAGAUAAAUCACCCUCGAAUUUCGAAAGCUGGAAAAGUAACCCAUAUUUCAAUGAAAGUCUCCUAACUCUUUGUCGAUCUUUAAUUAAGAAAGCUGGUGAAACCAAUCUGCCUUCGAAUACUGGGGACUUACAGAACUGUUUAGUUAAUUUUUAUUUGGGUCAUUCAUCUCAAUAUGUCCGCAAUAGUGCAUGCAGUCUGUACCUGACAUUGUUCAUCAGUGCCUCAAAAAAUCCCAAUCGUAUCCGUUACCUAUUGAAUAAAAUAUUGGAGAAGUGGCAAGUUAAGCAAGAUGUUGUGUUAUCACCUCUUUCAAAACUACUAAUUCAAAUAAACGAAACGGAAACUACUACACCGCGUGAAAUGCCUUUGACUGUAAGUUCCAAAUUAAGUUGGACAUGGCGUGAGGGGCGCAUGCGCAUGUACUAUUUAGUCGCACGCUCAUUAGUUGGGCUUCAUCUUAAAGCUCUUCACGAAUUAGACGCUGAUGGUUAUAGCACAAUGAAUUCUGAAGACUUUUGUAUCAGCCCGACCUUUACAGAUGAUUGUUCUCAAAGAACCUUAUAUACAUCGUCAAAUAAUAAUUUACACCAAUUUGGCUUCGGUCCUUUACCAAAAUCAAUUCCUCCCGCUCUUGUUUCAAAUCCAGAUCGUCAAGCUCCAGUUAAUAAAUCAUCAACAUUGUCACAACCUGUAGAAACUUCACCAACGCUCUUUCAACAGGGGGCAAAAUUAAGCUCUCCACAAACGUCCAUUUAUUUAACAGUUUUGGAAAAUAUCCGAAUGCUCGACAACGAAAGAAAUGGUAAACAGACGGAUAGCAAAACUCAGUCGUGGAUUAAACGUCUAAGUAUAGUGUCAGGAUUAACUUCAACGAGUAAAACAAAUGUCGGUCAUUCAGAGUUAAAUUCUAUCAGCAUGAAAUCUAUGUUAUUCAAUAUAUUACGAUUAGCUGUAGAGUGUACAUUAGAUGAGAACAAUGGUUUACGUCAUUCAGCCCAAAAAGCCAUUAAUGAUGUCGGAAGGCUAAUACGAUGGUAUGAUGCUGAUCUUUUGUUGGAAAUGAUUUCGUUGCAUAUGAUAGGUCCGCCAACUAUGAUGUCGUAUGCAACUUUAAAGAUUUUACGUGAUGGUCUGUCUGAAUUAUGCAUGUAUGAUGAAAUUUUACAAAAAGAAGAGGAAGAACCUGGUUUCACUGAGAAAUAUGCGAUUUCUGGAACUGUUCCGAUUUUAAAUGUAGCAUUGCUUUAUGGUUUGUUUUCACCGGACAGAUCAAGACUGUGGCUUCAAUGUUGUCAGCAAUAUAUUCUGGAUAGCACAAUGGCUCUUUUUAUCAGUACUUUAUCAAUAGAAUGUGCUUUGAGAACCCUUUGUCUUGUACACAGAUUGUCUAAUUUAUCACUCGUAGCAUGCACCUGGGAAAAUAUGAGGCCUAAUCCUUUUUCAAAUCUGCCAUACGCACAACGUAAACUAGAUCUAGAUGCGAAAGAUGUAGUAGAAUGUAUUAAAGGCGUUGUCGAAUUUGCUCAACGCAUAGACGUGAAACUUGGACCUACAAAUGAGCCAAUACUGAAUGUUGUCAAUUUUCACAAAAUGAUGAUAACGCAGAAGCCAUAUUUAUCAUGUUUACAGCUCCCUCAAUCAACUGCAAAGUGUUCACUUACAUAUUUCGUCCUCAAGCUGGUUACCAAAUUAGAGUCUGUUAUAUAUUCUUAUAUACCACCAUCUGUAAAUUCGAGUCGGCCUAAUCCAGACGUUCGUAUGACUGGUGGUCUUCUUUUAUCUCCAAUUUUGCCAUACCUUAUCACGUGGCCAUUAGCUCUUCUUCCUCCUAGCUUGGAUAAAACUUUAGGGAAUCCAUCAAAGGAGGCGAGGAUACUUGCUGUUCGUAAACUACUACGCAUAAUUGCAGCUAUAAUACUUGCAUUGCCGAUCACAAAUAAAACUGAAUUUUCAAAAAGUGAAUCAAGUACAAUAAAAGGUAAUGCAUUGCUAAAAGAGCUUGCAUCAAUUGCUGAACAUUCUGUUGAAUUAGAAACUGUUGUCAGUGCUUGUUUUGCUCAGCUGGAAAAUCUUGUUUCUCAAUUAAAUCAGUAUUACGAACCUACCCGAAUAUGUACUACUACCUCAUGGUGGUGGAUCCGCGCACUAUGUGAACAUCUACCUCGAUUUAUGCAAGUCGCUCCAUUUUCCAAUCCUGUAAACAUAUUACGUCUUCUAAUCCAAGAUGUUAAAAAAAAAUCUAUAUUAUCAACAAAUACCAAACAAAAUACUGGUCACCAGACAGCGGAACCAACAAAGUGGUCGAGAGCACUUGAAUACGGUCUUCAGGAAGCCAAAUCUAAAAUACGAGUAAAAGAAGGUAGUGGAGCGUUAAAGUACCAAUGGCCUAAGGUCGGUGAGAUUUUACAAGCUAAAGAAACUAUAGAAAAACAGUAUAUACUGGAAAGCAAAAGUGGAAAAAAAUCACCGACAAGAUCACUCUCCUCUCACAUCAUAGAUACUGCUCCUUCCCCAAUAGAUGAAGAACAACAUCGUUUCUUUGUAACGAGCGAUAACGAAGAAGAAGAGGUUUGCAUUCUACAGGAAGAAGUAGAUACUUCCUCUCCUUCUGAUAAUGAUGAUGAAGAUGAAGAAGAGCAAGAACAAGAAAUUAAAGAUAAUUUACUACAUAAACAAGAGAAAGUCAGCAGCCUGUAAGUAUUCUUCAACUGCAUUCGUUAUAUCCGUGUAUCUCAUAUCUUUAUUAGAAUUCGACGAUAAUUUUGGUAGAUAUAUUUCCAGUUUAGUGUAGACAUUGUUCUAAAUUAUAAUUCUGUUUAUAAAAAUCAAUAAUCUAUUUUGUUUCACAAACGUAACAGUGCGUUAAUGCAUGUGGGUUGUGGUUAACAGUGGAAUCAGGCCUCGCGUUCCAUUUUAUUUCAGCAGAGUCGUCUGUCUGUACCUGCAUCCAAGUAUUGAUGCCCACAUUUAGAGUCAAGUUUAAAAUCUAUCGCUUCGAAAGUGAAAGCCUUGUUCAUUAAAUUACUAACCCCAUACAACCACUAACUUAUUCAACAGAUAUGAGAUUACCUAUACAACUGUUUGUUCCGUUGUUGACGCUGUCGAUUCCCAAUCGCGAAUUGUUUCAUUGUUUUGUGAGGUUAUUUUCUAUGGGAAAUACCUUAAUAAUAAAAGGUUGAAAAAGUAGAGGAUUAAGAACAUUUGUGCACCUUCACACAAACCUUGACUUUGAUCACCUAAAUUAUUAAAUUUGCUACUUUUGGAAACGUAAUAAUACCAUGAAAAAUAAAUGUACUUCACUUGGGUAGCACGUGAAAGGCAUAACUUAAUGUAAUGACAUUAUAUUUUUCCGAAUCCAUUAGUAAAAUUACUAUCUCUUCUUCUGUUUUCCUACAGAACGGUUACCCGUAACAAGUGAGCAGAGUAUAACACGGAAAACGUUUACAUUUGUAACUGGCCACUAAAAACUUUGUGGGUCUUUUAUUAGAUAAUGUUAUCCAGCUGUUACUUCAAGCAAUUAAGCGUUAAUAAUCCCAAUUGUUUACACUAUUAGAGAUGAUUUAUGCAAAAACACUUGUCAUAUUCUACGUAUCAGAUAUAUCUGUGUAAAUUGUCUUCUGGAUUGGUACUCCGCUCUUUGUCAUUUUGUUAUAGAGGGUUGAUUAGUAAGGUAUUAUCGCACUUUAAUGCAGAAACUUAUUGAUUAUUAUACAAUACAGAAGUAUUUGACCGAAUGAUCUACUUCAGGAUGAUCCGGUGUUUAAUCUAUCUUUGAUUAGACUCAAUAUUCUCCGGAAAGUUUAAAUUUUAUAUACAGAGUAGAAUAAGUUAACGUGUACCAACGUUAUUCAUUAAGCGAUUUAAUGCUAGGCAACUCAUAAAUUCGUUAUGGUUUACUCUUGAAACUGCACCAAACUGGUUUUUAUAUCUCAAGGUGCUAGUCGACAACUAUUCACUCAUAUAAUCUUCACUAAUAACCAUCGAGUUGAUUUUUCUUUAGAAUAAAUCAGUAUUUUGUAGUUUCGUUUAUACCUAUUCCUGGUAAUUAUUACUCUGAAAUUACCUAGUAAGUAAUUCUUACAAAAAACACUUUUUAUAUCAUGGUUUAAUCCACUUAUGAACCCCGUUCGUAAGUAAAUCGCAAUCGCAUUUACCUUAUUAUGUAAUCUUUACCAGUUAAUAUAAAAUUUUAUUACUUCUGUGUAUAUUUAACAUAACAAGAAAACCAGUAGAACUAAAUACUGUCGGUCUGUCAAAAGUUUGCGUUAAGUUUUGGUAUGAGGACAACUAACCAGUCAAUUGUUUUUAUUUAUUUCUAGAUUUUAUAUUCCUAUAAAAGCUGAACCGAUAGAAACACCACCAGCUAUAGAAGAUGUACAUGAGUUGAUUGAACGUGUGCUCCAGUACUGUCGACCAGAUAUUGUAACAGCUGUACGUCAGAUUUUGUCAGAUUUUGGUUCACCAAACAAUUCAUCACUAGAAAAGUCAAUACGGAUUCAAGAAAGUGUUUUAGGACAUACUAAAGCUCCUGUUAUACAAUGAACAACGUUUUGUGUUUCACCACCGUACAUACUGAAUAAAGAUCUUGUCACUUGCAUCUAUAACAAAGGCAAAAUUAAUUCAGUUUAAAAUGAAAUAAGUGUAUACGAACUGUUUCGUAUUCUUACAUUUGAACCAUUACGCAUAUAAUAUUUAGUUAUAGCUCCUCGAUUGUCUGAUUUUAACGAUUCUGUAUUUCCUUGGGAUAAUUACAGCUGUGAUAGACUGUUACUUAAUGUGCUUUUACAGUCAAGUUUUCUGUUAUUGUUGUUUUGUUUUCUUUCUCUUUAGUUAUUCCUUAAAUAUUUACUUCUUUAGCUUACUUAGUAAUUUCUUUAUCGACUACUAGAAAUGAACUAAUAUAUGUACUAAAUAAUUUGUUUGUUAUUAGAAUCCUAUCUUUUAUGACGAUUGGUGAUUACGAUGCUAACAGUUUAUUAACAAUAGUGAUUACUUUUGUUGCAAAAAUUUGGUAUCAUCCGAAUGUCAAAGUUCUAUUUAAUUUCGUUUUACUAGUUUCUUACAAAUCCCCUGUGAUUCCGAUUGUUAAGCGUAAUUUCCAAUGGUUUACCUUCGAUACUGUAUCAAUUAACUUGGAUAGCAUCUAUUUAAGGAUUUUAGUCUAGAGUAGUUGGUCUACUAUUUUUAAGUAACGUGCUCUCCUAAAGUUUUCUCAAGUUAUAGUGAAUAAAUCGUACAAUUUUUGUUCUGUGUUUUGUGUGGGAAGACGUCUGCAAGCGAAUAAUUCGGCUUACACUAGCUAAAAUGUCUUGAAUACUUGAGUGUUCUGCACCAUUUACUAUUCGGACGUAGUGAGUUUUACGGUGACAUAUUUAUAGUCUGGCAACUAGACAAUAAUAAUUAUACAUACAGAUAUACUAAAAAUAUUCGGUGAUAGGACCGUAUUCAGUUUAACACUAUAAAGCAUUGUGAUUUAUUGGUGAAAUUUGCGUAUGCACUGCAGUCACAUGCUUUCAAAAAGUAACGCAAAUAAAAAUAUUUAUAUCUAACUCAAAAUAAAUGAAGUUUCAUGUCAUCAAGGUUUUUUAUGAAUUAUUUGUUGUGUAAAUUUAACGAUCACACGAUCUGGAACUUAAAAAAACACCUCAAAUAAAUCAAAAUAUUAGGCUGGUUUUGCACUAAAAAUGACGCCUGCAUUUCAUUGCUGUAAGUAAUUAACCGACAGAAAGUACCGAUCAAGCUGCACAAAUUUCCAUUACUUUCAGCCAUUGAACAGUAUAAGUAUACAAAGUCGAUUUUCUAAAUUAAUACAUGAAAAUGACAUAUGAAUAAAUCAAACACCCACUAAAUCUCACAAGUAAAAUUGUUUUGGAUUAAUUAAAAAGACAAUCUUUGAUUAAACUUCAGGCCGAAAAAAAUGGACACUUAUGCAGUCAGGUGGAUAGACCAAACAGUGUACAAUUUUGCAGCCACGUGUAGAUUCAUUUUUGGAACAUUAACCCGAGUUACAUACGGUCUCUAGUAAAGACAUGACGGAAGCGGAAUUACUGAACAGUUCAGGAACACUAGAAAUUCAAUAGCUGCUCAAAGAUGUUGAUAUAAGAUGAUCCAAAUGGUUACGACAAGAACAUGAAUAUGACUAAACUCGGAGAAGGAGGAUUUUGUUUUUAUCACUGAAUAGUUUACCACGUAAGUUGAUUGAGGUCUUGAAUUAAAGAUCACAAUAUCUGCAUGAUGUGUGGGCGAGAAUGAUAGUGAUUGGUUGUCUGCUUAGUCAGACAUGCAGAUAGUCUGACAGAUGUUAGAUGAGUUAUAUAAUUCCCCUAUCCUUAUUCUUACUGAUUUUUGAUUGUUCAUUGUUGUUGGAUUGUGUCAGGUUUUGAUGUGGUAAUAUAUUUACGUUCUAGUUAGGCUAAUCACGUGUUCUUGAUCAGAGUUGUGUUGAAGUACUGUAGAAUAGGCACUGGGAGGGAAUGUAGUGUAGAUAUUCGUCUAAGGUAAAUUAACGUCCCAUAGAUGAAGUAAAACCGAGAGUUAUAACACUACAUCAACCGAAUUCUUAUAAAAAAUACCGACUGCUGCAUAGGAAACAUUUGUCAUGUCGACGCUGAACUGAUAAACCAGCUUAUACGCCUUUAAUAAAGGACGUAUUUUCAUAAAACAGAAAAAUAUUAGUCCCUGUAUUCUCUCAACGCCAUUGCUGAAAUAAAUAUCUCAAAGUAAUAGAAAGUAAUGGUCCUUAAAUUAAACUUAAUAUAUACUAAAUAUCAAAAUCCGGUCAAACGUCGAAAAUACGAACUGACAAUUGUCCCUACAUGUAAAUAUCUUUUUAAUCCGAAUAGAUAUUCCAUAUAGUUGCACAUCUUUUCUAUAGUUCACAUUUAUUGAUUUGUUGGUUUCUCACCUUGCUACAUAAUCAAUCACUUAAAAAAGAAUUCAGGACUGUGAACUUUGAUUAACUAACUAUCUCCUAAAUACCUGGCAUUCUUGUUGGAUCGAACUCUGUAUUUAAUUCACUCUGUUCUUAGAUAAUGGGAGGUAAAUGACUUUCGUUGACAUUCAUACAUUUUUAAUAACCUUACCGAUUAAUACUGUUUACGUUAGUCAUUGUAAUACUUACUAAAGGAGUCUCAUCGAAUGACAAUGAUCUUAUAAAAUGAAUUCAGAAAUUAAAAAGUUGAAGAAAGGUAGUGAAUUCAAUGCCAAUUAUGUGCUUGAAAUUCAUAGAUAAAAGGCUAUGAGAGAAGUUGUAAAGUCUUUUAACUAAAUUAUUUCAAUUAGUGGGGUUAUUUGGUGUAUAGACAAACAAUAUAUGUUUGUGAGUUGUAAUUGUAUUAACAAUCAUUUGAAUUCAAUGAAAAAUAGAUGUUAAUUCAGGAUAUACAUAAUAAUAUCAUUUGGAAUGGUUUCUCAAACGAUGUCAGUGCGUGAUGAAACUACACAAAAUCUCUGCAAAUAAUAAUCCUAUAUUCAUCAGUGAAUAGUUUGGAGAUGAAUAUUCGUAAUGGUAAAACCCGCUGAUUUGUUUAGUAAACUAAGUUAAGAAUAUGCCAGAUAUCCACAGUAAAGUUGAAUUAUAGUUGCUCUGCAUUACCAGUAAACCGGAAUUUAAACAGCCGAGCCAUUUGAAUCUUUCUAACUUACUGUACAGAACCGUGCUCACCACUUUUAUCAUAAAGCAAUAUCGAAGCCUUAUACCAAUAUUGAGAAAUCGAUUCCAGGCAUUAACAUCAUCUAUGGGAAAAUAAAAGCCCUUAAAAAUAUUCUAAUCACUGUUCUUUUACCACUAAAAUUAGUUUAUGCAUCAAAAAAUGCGAAAUUAUGUAAUAUAGAAGAACUAGAAUAUUGGAUAAACGAGUAUCCGACAUUAGAAAAUUUAAGGAAGAGAAUUUCCAUAAGUCCUAGAAAUCAAAUUUCACCCAGUUAGUCCUUCCUUUUAAUAUUGAUGAUAUUUACAAACGCUUUCAUACACAGUGCAUUGGGUAGUAUAUUGAAUGAUUGACAUACGCAUCGGUCCAAUUUGACACACCUCAUUAGCACAACAAGAUAAACACUAAAUUCAUAGAAGUAGUCAAUUCAAUGGUAGUAAUAUACAAAAAAGAUUGCAUGUAAAGAUACAGAGACGAAGAAUUAGUUUGUAGAAGGAAAGAUAUAAAACAAUUUUAUUCUUACGGUUUAAGGGCGGACAAAAAAUGUAUAUACCUCCAUUGUGAUCGAUUCUGAAACAUGUCACCAAGAGUCUCCAACCAUUGGUUACGUUAGUCACGCGGACCCCAACCAAGUAGUCUGCAUCUACCAACAUGGCUCAGACUAGAAGUUAGUGACUUCAAGCACUUAUGCUACGUUUUGGUUUGGCCGCCCCUAACUUUCUUCCAACCAUCCCCUACACCGGUUGGCAUUGCACGUCGGUGUUCAGGCAUACGUAACACGUGGCCCAACCAUCUCAGUCGAUGAGGAUUCACAACCUCAUCAACUGAUUUACCAUCAUUCGCCAAUACCCUACGUCUAACCUCACUAUUACUUACCCGGUGAGCCCAGCUGAUGCCAGCAAUAUUUAUAAGAUAUUUGUGGUUAAAUACUAGUAGCUUAUAAGUAUCUUCCGCUCUUAAUGGUCAUGUUUUGCAGCCGUAUAUUAGAACAGAACGAACUUCCGCACAGUAUACUCGUCCCUUAAUUGAUAGACGUAACUUGGCAAAAGCUAAACCAACAUUUUGUAUUCGUGCGGAAAUUUAUUCAGACACCAACCCAUUAGGGCUGAUCAGACUUCUAAGAUAAGUACAGUUGUCGAUGCGCUCGACUCUGAAUUUUAUCAGUGUAUUCACCAAACAUGACCAUGUCAUUCGCGUAUUCUAAGUCGAUAAAUGGAACCUAAUAGAAGGUCAAUUCUUGAUAAUUCAGACGACGAGAACGCUAUUUCCAGCAUUAAAUCUAUGAUGAAAUAGAACAAACAUUGAGAAAGUGGACAGCCUUGUCGGACACCACAUGAGAUUGCAAAAUCAGAUGACAGUUCGCCAUUAGCUCAAGAUCACCGUAUUCAUGAAAAUCGUGAAAGUAAAAACCGUCAACCACCAAUUAGAAAUGUUCAUCCUAGUGACUGGUUAAUUUACAUAGAAUUGGUUAUUAAAAAUAUAUAAUACCUUGUUAUUUUCUAACUAAUCCUUAUGAUGAAAUCAUUGUAAACUUUCUCAUCAAAAUACAUUAAUCGUGAGAAGAAGAUGAGAGAAACGUUUU
Messenger RNA from Schistosoma margrebowiei, 10446 nucleotides. Lineage: Eukaryota; Metazoa; Platyhelminthes; Trematoda; Strigeidida; Schistosomatidae. The record is from the annotation of a GenBank genome assembly.